AUGAUAAAAUGGAUACCAGAUUCCGAGGAUUUAUUUAUGGCAUCUUUUGAUGACGGUUCCGUGCUCAUCUUGGAUAAAGAGAAAGAAGAUCAAGCGUACACCUUGCCUCAACCACAAACGUGGGCUGAAGAGCAUUUGCAAAUUACCAAACCGGAUAAGGGCAGCAAAUAUAAUCCUGUGGCUCACUGGCAGGUCAGCCAUAAAGGCAUAUCAGCUUUUUCUUUUUCUCCAGAUGGACGGCAUAUUGCUAUGGUUGGUAAGGAUGGCUUAAUGCGUGUGAUAGAUUAUGCAGAUGAAAGGUUAUGUGAUGUAUUUGUAGGAUAUUUUGGCCGAAUGCUAUGUGUUACAUGGAGCCCUGACGGGCGUUAUAUACUUACAGGGGGACAAGAUGAUAUAGUGACCAUCUGGUCUUUUACAGAAAAUAAGAUUAUCGCUAGAUGUCGUGGUCAUAGAUCCUGGGUAACAGGAGUGGCAUUCGACCCGUUACAGUGUGAUGACAAAAAUUAUCGAUUUGGUAGUGUUGGGGAAGACUGUAAACUACUUUUAUGGGAUUUUUCAAUGAAUGCACUCCACCGUCCAAAGCACAAACCUGGGAAACCUGCAAUAUCAACUCAUGAAAUGAACAGCCGCAAUGUUUUACCUUUACGCGAUUCAUUUGUUAAACGAGACUCAUAUAGUACAAUAUCCUCUUCUGGAACGAUAGCUGCUCCCACUAUUCCCAAUUCGUCACCUUUAAUGGCAAGACGUUUCAGAAAGCGUGCAUCUAUUUUUGGAAAUAACAUGCCCAAUGAACUGACAACCUUGCAGCCAAUUGAUCAUGUACGCUUACCUACUAUUCAUCCUGCUUUGAGUAAAGGCCAAGUACCUUACUUACAGCCUAUUGUAAAAAGCACCGUUCAUUCUGAUCCUUGCGUUGAUAUUGUCUUUCGCAAGGAUACGAUCGUAACAACAGACAGACGUGGUAGAAUACGUGUUUGGAGCAGACCCACAACAUGA
This is a messenger RNA of Mycotypha africana, 996 nucleotides long. Its product is annotated as WD40-repeat-containing domain protein. Gene Ontology annotation, cellular component: cell tip; nucleus; cell division site. Gene Ontology annotation, molecular function: protein binding. The record is from RefSeq and is a predicted model, not a curated record. Bases 1 to 996 code for a protein of 331 amino acids. The transcript has 6 exons. NCBI's taxonomy places the organism in Eukaryota, Fungi, Mucoromycota, Mucoromycetes, Mucorales, Mycotyphaceae. Gene Ontology annotation, biological process: carbon catabolite repression of transcription.